UCCACCAUGGUUUUGCUGGGUGACGUAUGUUUUAUAUGUAUACUUAUUUAGCUGAAGAAUUGGUAUCACUCUCAGUGUGGUGUACUGUAGUAAUCAUGAAGCUCAUUACUGCCGUCUGUUAGCUGUGUUUUUUGUCCCGGGCAGGGCGCGGAGGAGGGUGUGGUCACUCACUGGUGCAGCUGUCUGAUUGGUGUUUCGAGACUUUUGGGUAAAAGGCCCGGAUGAAAUUGCGGCCUAUCUUUUUAGGUUAAUAACGCAACUCUGAAGACCCGUAUGUGCGCUCAUGAUUCAUGAAUUUUAUAGUUACUAAUUAAUUCAUUGAAGUUUCUGAAUAAUGAUCUUAAGACUGAAAACUGAAUAAUAAGCCCACAAUUUAAAGAGUUAAUGACUGAUGUUGCCUGUUUAUUAUUUGAGUUAUUGUGCGUUUAAUUUGAUAAACUGAGCUUAUGCCCAUGACUUUGAACUUGAAUCACCUUUAUGCCACACGUCUUCGUUCAGUCGGAUAGAGCAGAGUCACUGUAUAAUUUUCUUUCACUCAACACAAAUUAAAGUUAAUUUGUUUAUGGAACAAAAUAGAAACAUUUCAAUGCGAAGUAUCUGGGUAUAAUUGAAAUGGAAUUCUCUUUGGAUUAAAAUAAACAGUUUUUAGUCAUUGAAAUGUACUUUCAUUACAUUUUGUCCAUUUUACGUAAACCAGUAACUUAAGACAACACAAUUCAUUUAUUUUAUGGCGAGAUAUUUUAGUUUGUAAGUCCAACAGACUUAUUCGUGCAUUUUUGAGUGUCUGUGGCUCAGAGUAUAACGGCUCAACGAUCUGUUGUUUCAUAAUUAACUGUCAAAACUACAGAAGGUUCUCUCUGUUUUACAGCUAAACGCGUCAAAGUUAUUUUAUUACAUUGUAUUAUAUAUAAAAUCCCCUGUCAUUUCUGUCUGGACUAAAGUCAGACUUAUUGCAGCUUCUCUGUGUUUAUCUCUCUCACACAGACACACACGCACGCACAGUCAGACGCUCUAUCUGCUCUAUCACACUCCCCGUCACGUGAGCUUGCAAAUAAAAACAUUAGUCUGCUCUGUGGAGCUCAUCAGAAAUAAGUAAGGAGUAAUUGGGCGUGGCUUUUAUCUCCUUUGAUAGGUUCGCAUUUAUUAGAGCCAAUAAAUGAAAUGUGUGAUUUAUAAAUCUGUUACAAAUCAGAUCAGCCAAUAGAACUGCUUUAACAUGGGUAACUGCUUCUUACUAUAUUUAAUUAUAACCAGCUGGUGUGAUUGAGGCAUAUCUGCUCUCAAAUAUAAUGAAAUCACUGUUUUAUGACGUUUUAUUCUACAUUUAGAAGUUCUCUAUCUAUUCUAUCUAUCUAUUCGAUCAUAAAUAAUCAAGUGAUUGAAAACUGGUGUAAAACCUGUUAUGGCUAACUUAUACACGUUGGCCUAAUUCUGUGGAAUGUUUUAUCUCACAUCACACAUUUUUAACAUAAUGUAUGUAAUAAAAUGUAACAAAUGUAUUUAAAGUGGAGACUACGUUCAUUUUGUAUUUUUGAGUCUUGUGGAGAUGUUACAUUCGCUUGAGUAGGAUAUGCUUAUAUUGUGUAUAAUUGAAUUUUCCAUGAAAUGCGCUCAAAUUCAGCUCUGAAAAAGGGUGGAAAAAGGGGGGAAAACAUUCAGUAGGUUAACGUCAAAGCUCGACGGUUCCCUGGCAGAGGUUCAAUCUGGCACGUAAUUGGGGCUCCUAUCUUGGGUGUGCCAGCACGAAUACAGACGCAUAAAAAGAGAGCCGGUGGCAAAUACAGCAGGACAAACUCAUCCAAAAUGAGCCUCUCCGACAAGGACAAGAGUCUCGUCAAGGCCUUCUGGGCAAAGGUCGCCCCAAAGGCUGAAAUCAUUGGCCACGAUGCCCUGUACAGAAUGCUUUCGGUCUACCCUCAGACCAAAACUUACUUCUCCCACUGGCCGGACAUGAGCUCUGGUUCUGCCCCCGUGAAGAACCACGGAAAGAAGAUCAUGGGAGGACUCGCAGAGGCUGUGGCCAAAAUCGACGACCUCGUUGGUGGUCUGCUUACCCUUAGCGAGCUGCACGCCUUCCAGAUGAGAGUAGACCCUGCCAACUAUAAGAUCUUGGCCCACUGCAUCCUCGUGGUGCUGGCCGUCUAUUUCCCGGAUGACCUCACUCCUGAGGUCCACCUGGCCUUUGAGAAGUUCCUCGCCAAUGUGGCCCUGGCCAUGUCUGAUAAAUAUCGUUAAAUAUUUACACACCUUUUGGUAUGCAAUGGCGGGCUCAUUAGCUCAGACCUAGGCAUAACGUACCAAAAUAAAAGUGACCAAAUGUGGAGAAAUGUUAA
Molecule: messenger RNA, 2333 nt
Organism: Colossoma macropomum (tambaqui)
Lineage: Eukaryota; Metazoa; Chordata; Actinopteri; Characiformes; Serrasalmidae
Gene: hbae5
Product: hemoglobin, alpha embryonic 5
Exons: 3
Coding region: 1804-2235 (143 amino acids)
Biological process (GO): hydrogen peroxide catabolic process; oxygen transport
Cellular component (GO): blood microparticle; haptoglobin-hemoglobin complex; hemoglobin complex
Molecular function (GO): heme binding; oxygen carrier activity; haptoglobin binding
Source: RefSeq, a predicted model, not a curated record